Messenger RNA from Triticum turgidum subsp. durum (durum wheat), 1323 nucleotides. The record is from the annotation of a GenBank genome assembly. Lineage: Eukaryota; Viridiplantae; Streptophyta; Magnoliopsida; Poales; Poaceae.
AUGGCAGAUCGCUGGCUGGAGCUGCCCAAUCUGGCCCUGCAAGUGGUGGGGAUCUUACCGGAGGUCCAGAGGCCUAGCAGCAUGGUCCCUCGCUGCCAGAAGGUGGCUUACACGGCCAUUUCCCUCCUCAUCUACCUUGUCGGCAGCCAACUGCCUGUGUAUGGAUAUGGAGUCCGUUCUCCAUCGGUUGCUGACUCUCAGUACUGGGUUGACAUGCCCGACUGCAACUCCGUCAUGUCUGCUGGGAUCAUGCCCCUUGUUCUGUCUGAGGCGGUGCUUCAUUUCGUGCUGUGGUGUAAGGUUCUUAGAGCAAACAAUCCUGAGGACCGGAUGCUCCUGAGUCGGGUGCAGAAGUUGGUUGGGAUAAUUUUUGCCGCUGAUUUCUCAGUCUGCAGGGUGCUAAUUUCACCUAUCUUGGGCAAACUGACCUUAGGGCAGUCAAUUCUGAUCGUGCUUCAGCAUUUCUUUGGAAGUGUCAUCGUCAUUUAUCUUGAUGAUCUCCUUAAAAAGGGAUAUGGGUUUCUUUCGAGUAUCCCCUUGUUCAGUGCCACCGACAUUUGUACAAGUAUUUUCUGGAAAGCUUUUAGCCCCUGUAUCAUAAAGCUAUACGGUGGGCAGCAUGGUGAUCAACAUGGGGAAGCUCUCACUUCCUCCCUUAUUCAUCGAUUCGUUGGUAAUGGAAACUACAAAUUGUCUUCGAUGCAUAAAGUGUACGGAUGUCGAGACCUCCCGGAGAUGGCUAGUGUGCUUUCCACGUGCGCCUUCUUUCUACUCGUCCUCAGCCUGCAAGGCUUCCAUGCCACGUUGCCACUGAGAUCCAGUGAGGUGCCUAGUAUGCAAAUGAACUAUGCCAUCAAGCUUUCCUACCUGUCCUUUGCACCCCUACUCUUCCAGGAUGUAAUGGCCAUAUUCCUAUACAUCAUCUCAGAGUUGGUGUACGUGAAGUUUGGUGAAAAGAACAAGGUGGUCAUUUUGCUGGGCAAAUGGAAGAAAUCCAGAUAUUUUGGGCAAGCAGUUCCAGUCAGUGGCUUAGCCUACUACGUUACUACACCACCAACCUUCUGGGGUGUGGCCUUACGUCAUUUUCCCUUUUCAGUGCGUUGGCAGGUUGCUUGGGGAGCGACGAAAUGUAACAGUCGCCCAGCCGGACUCUGUUCCUCUGCAGCUAUGGAGGUGCUAUGUAGGCAAGGCAGCGUUUCUUGUAGGACUCUGCAUUGGUGCACUUACGCUUCUGGCAGACCUUGCUGGCGUGGUCGGCUCUGGCACCGGGAUCAUGUUCGCCCUCACUGUCUUGUACUCGUGCUUGGAAGAGACCAGUUAUAG